Molecule: messenger RNA, 1401 nt
Organism: Mesorhabditis belari
Lineage: Eukaryota; Metazoa; Nematoda; Chromadorea; Rhabditida; Rhabditidae
Source: the annotation of a GenBank genome assembly
AUGGCGAAAUGGCGUCGAUUACUUAGCCUGUACCGUGUGCGCACCACGACGCUUUUCGCUAUUUUUUGCCUUGUCGCCUUGGUUUACUAUCAAACGGGGCAUGAAGCGAAGAAACAGUCCAAUUUGCGGCAAUAUUCGAAAGAGAUUCAACCGCCCGAUUUCUACGGAGUCGCCAAUCAAUUCCAGAUUCAAGAGACCGAGAUCAAAGACGAUUUUGUGGCUGCUGUUUUGGUCAUUUGUGCUGUAAGAGAUCGUGCAAUCAAAAAUCACUUGGAGCAACUUCUAAAAUAUCGCCCCUCGGCCAACAAAUUCCCGAUCGUGAUCAGCCAGGAUGGACACGCAGUGAUGGCGACUGAAGUCAUCAAGCAAUUCACGAAUGAAUCCAACUUUGUGUACACACAAAAUCACCAGGCUAGCGGGAAAAACAACUACAAUAAGAUCGCCACGCAUUACAAAUGGGCGCUGGAUAAGAUGUUCUUUGAACGCGGGUAUUCACAUGUGAUUAUUACUGAGGAGGAUCUCGACAUUGCUCCCGACUUUUUCUUGUACUUUGCCGCCACAAAGCGUUUACUCAAAGAGGAUGAGACAAUAUGGUGCAUAUCAGCUUGGAAUGACAACGGAGGAGCGCAUCUGAUCGAUAAACAACGUUCGGGAAUGCUGUGGAGAACGGAUUUCUUUCCUGGAUUGGGUUGGAUGUUGAGCAAAGAGCUUUGGCAAGAGCUGAGUAACGGAUUUCCCGAGAUUUUCUGGGAUGACUGGUUGCGGAGGCCGGAUAUCAGGAAAGGGAGAGUUUGUAUCAGGCCUGAAGUCAGUCGAACAGCUCACAACAUGGAAGUGGCAGGAAAAGGAAGCAGCAAGGGUCUCUACAAGAAAUACCUUGAAGCAAUCACUCUUCCCGUUGAACCGGUCAACUUUCUCGCGAUGGAUUUAGAUUAUUUGUUGAAGAAAAACUAUGACUUGAGACAGAAACAAUUCAUAAAAGAGGCGAAAGUGAUCACACGAGGAGAGUUGAUUUUGGGUGGCUUGAAUCCCCAGAGUGCUUAUCGAGCCACUUUCGGGAAUGCUAGACAUUACACGGAUGUUGCUAUGAAAUAUUCGCUGAUGUACGAUUUAAGGUCCGGUAUGCCGAGAACGGCCUACCAAGGCGUGGUGACGUUUCUCGCCAAUGGAACUCGGGUUUUCUUCGUCUCCGAGCUCACGAACAUUGAAGAGUUUGGAAGCCAGAGCCACUCGCAAGUGUACAAUCCAGAUUGGGAACACCAGGGUCGAUAUCUCGAAUUCGCUCGGCAGUACUGCGUCUCAAAGUGGAAAGGCGUUUGUGACCCACUUGAUCCAGCGAUGGCCGAAUGGAUCCGGAAAAAGCGGAUAAAGUUGGCAAAUUGGGGCAAAAUGAUUGUCAUU